ACCAAAUAGCAAUAUGCAAGUCUUUUUCUUCCCCCACACAUUGAAUUUAAAUCAACUCCACUCGAUCCUACUCAAGCCAAUCCAUACCAAAAUUAAAAUACAACAAAAACCCAUUUCAUAAAUCAUAAUAAUCCUUCCUUAUUACUACAUAAACCCAUUAUUUAAAAAAACCAUUCAAAACCCAUAGAAACUACAAAAACAUUCAUUAAUUUACAAAUGAGUCCCAUACACUUACACCCAACUAAAAGAAGAACAUCUUCUUCCUUAUCAUCUUCGUCGUCAUCUACAAAUGAUAUGAGAGCGACCCUAACGAUAAUCGACAUGGCAUCAUGGUAUUGUUCCAUUAUUAUGGUGGCCUUAAUCUUGUUCAUGACAUUGAAGAAAGACAACUUUAAUCCUUAUCAUGAUGAUUAUGAUCAAAGCUCACUUAGUAAUUUGUACAUGAUGAAAAGCACCAAUUUGAUUGAUAAUCGUCCGUGUGAUGAAAUCUAUGUGGUGGGUGAAGGAGAAACACUAAAUACAAUAAGUGAUAAAUGUGGUGAUCCUUAUAUUGUAGAGCGUAAUCCACAUAUUCAUGAUCCUGACGAUGUUUUUCCUGGACUUGUUAUUAAGAUUAUUUCUUCUUCUAUCAUUAAAAACAGGAAGCUUAUAAGCUAGAUAAUUUUCAUAUUUUAUACAUAGAUUUUAGUGUUAGAGUUGUACAACAAAAACAGAGCACACUGUUUCUUUGAUGAUUACAAGGUAGAUGGAAAUGGAACCUUUUCAUUUUCUAAAAACUGAAGUUUGCUGUACAAUUAUAACAUGACCCAUUAUCAUUAUGUUUCUUAGAUGUAUAAUUUUUCUUUUGUCUUUUUUCUGUUGAUGUAUAUGUUUCAAAGUCUAUGAAAAGUAAAAUUUAUAUCGAAUGAAUAUAAUAAAAUUAUGGUGCAGAUAAAUGCCAUAUUUAUG
Amaranthus tricolor (Joseph's coat) is the source of this 948-nucleotide messenger RNA. RefSeq lists its product as uncharacterized. Lineage: Eukaryota; Viridiplantae; Streptophyta; Magnoliopsida; Caryophyllales; Amaranthaceae. The record is from RefSeq and is a predicted model, not a curated record. The transcript has a single exon. Bases 217 to 657 code for a protein of 146 amino acids.